ACAGAGUAACAAUCGGAACAACUGAGCAAUAGGUGACUGGGCUCGCGGAUCAAGGAACUCCGCUGAUUUUAUUUGUCCCGUGAAACUCGCUACAAAAAAAGAAGAGGAAAACGGGAAACGUAGCUUUCCGGAGCCGGCGUAUAUUUCCUGAUGAGGAGGAAAUCCACUUCUUUCGCGCGUGAAGAUCCACGGAGAGCGCAGGAAUAAGAGAAAUGCAGGGAUUUGUGCGGUUACCGUCGCUCCGGUGAACUGUAUUAUUGUUUCUGAGGUGAAUGGAGUUACGCCGGGCUUCACUUUAACGUUAGCCCGACUGUGUGCUUCGGAAACGCCACAGCAUCGGAGAUUAAACCUCAGUCGAUGUUUCACCAUUAACGACUUUCCAUCGGGACUCUCCGCCAGAUGAACUCCAUGAGUCCCGACGCGUUCAUUUAACGUUAGCGGGUGUCCUGUCAACAAACCGGCUAGUUCGACCACUCCAACUAACAACCGUUAAAAACCCGGCUAGUUCGACCACCCACAACUAAGAGAUUGUGUGUGUGUGUGUUUGUGAUGAUCCUAACAGGUACGGUUACCGCUGAAAUGGUGCUACCAGACAGACGAGGGAGAUCGGUGUAAAAUCGCCCACAUGUACUGGAUCAAUCGCUUGCUGGUAGCUGAUCGGAAUCCGAAGCGGGAAGAAGAAGACGUGAGUUGUAAACCCUCGCAGGCUGGAAGAUGGCGGAGCAGCACCAUAGCUGGAGGAGGUGGUGGUGUUGAGGGACAAACUUCGAAACGCUUGAGAUUUAUUUCCAAACAGCGCGAUCUGGCCUUCAGGACACAUGCAGGCCAAAAAACGAUAUCUGAUCUCGCUCUUGACUGGCGCCUUUCUAGUUCUGCUCAUUUACUUGGGAGGAGGAGGGGUCCCGGGUCCCGCGGCCCCGGGCUCCAGGAGCCGGACGCAUGGAUACAACCGGCCCGAUCAGCCGUGGCCACACUUCUCGGACCCCUUACAACACUUCAGCCCGUGGGACCACUCGGACACGGAGGACUAUAACGUGCACAUAUCGCCCAGGCAGAAGAGAGACGUGAACUCCAGUGUGUACAAGGGUAAGCGGUGCCGCAUGCAAUCCUGCUUUGAUUUCUCGCUCUGCCAACGGAACGGCUUCAAAGUGUACGUGUAUCCGCAGCAGAAGGGCGAGAAGAUCUCGGAAAGUUACCAGAAUAUCUUAUCCACCAUCGAGGGCUCUAGAUUUUACACCUCCGACCCUGGUCAGGCGUGCGUGUUUGUGCUGAGCUUGGACACUCUCGACCGAGACCAGUUGUCUCCGCAGUAUGUGCACAAUCUCAAAACUAAAGUGCAGAGCUUGGCUCUGUGGAACAAUGGUAGGAAUCACCUCAUAUUUAAUUUGUACUCUGGCACAUGGCCUGAUUACACGGAAGAUUUGGGCUUUGACAUUGGUCAGGCCAUGCUGGCCAAAGCUAGCAUCAGCACCGAGAACUUCAGACCUAACUUUGACAUCUCCAUCCCCCUGUUCUCCAAGGAGCACCCGAGGACCGGCGGGGACAGGGGCUACUUGAAAUACAACACCAUUCCACCUUUUAGAAAGUAUAUGUUGGUAUUUAAGGGCAAGCGCUAUUUGACAGGCAUCGGCUCGGACACGAGGAAUGCUUUAUAUCACGUUCAUAACGCGGAGGAUGUAGUUCUGCUCACCACCUGCAAACAUGGCAAAGACUGGCAGAAACACAAGGACGCGCGCUGUGACAAGGACAACGCAGAGUAUGACAAGUACGACUACCGUGAAAUGCUGCACAACUCUACCUUCUGUCUGGUUCCUCGAGGACGACGCCUGGGAUCCUUCCGCUUCCUGGAGGCUCUGCAGGCGGCCUGUGUGCCGGUGAUGCUGAGUAACGGUUGGGAGCUCCCCUUCUCAGAGGUCAUCGACUGGAACACUGCUGCUGUGAUCGGAGACGAGAGGCUCCUGCUGCAGAUCCCGUCCACUGUUCGCUCCAUCCAUCAGGACAAGAUCCUGGCCCUCAGACAGCAGACGCAGUUCCUCUGGGAGGCCUAUUUCUCUUCUGUGGAGAAGAUCGUGCUCACCACACUAGAAAUCAUCCAGGACCGGGUGCUCCAGCAGAGCUCCAGGAGCAGUGUGAUGUGGAACAGUCACCCCGGUGGACUCUUCUCUCUGCCGCAGUACUCCUCAUAUCUGGGAGAUUUCCCUUUCUUCUACGCCAAACUCGGGAUCAAGCCGAGUCCCAAGUUCACUGCAGUUAUCCAUGCAGUGACGCCGCUGGUUUCUCAAUCUCAGCCCAUUCUCAAGCUCAUCAUCUCAGUGGCCAGAUCACAGUACUGCGCUCAGAUUAUUGUGUUGUGGAACUGUGACAAGCCUUUACCUGCCAAACAGCGCUGGCCGGCCACUGCGGUGCCCAUUAUAGUGAUUGAAGGAGAAAACAAGGUGAUGAGCAGCCGUUUUCAGCCGUAUGAAAGCCUCAUCAGUGAUGCGGUGUUGAGUCUGGAUGAAGACACUGUGUUGUCCACCACUGAGGUGGACUUUGCCUUCACAGUGUGGCAGAGUUUUCCGGAGAGGAUUGUGGGAUAUCCUGCCCGCAGUCAUUUCUGGGACAAUAAUAAGGAGCGCUGGGGUUACACUUCCAAAUGGACCAACGACUAUUCAAUGGUUCUCACCGGAGCUGCCAUUUACCACAGAUAUUACCACUUCCUGUACACCCACUUCCUGCCGAGCAGCCUGAAGAGUAUGGUGGACCAGCUGGCCAACUGUGAGGAUAUCCUGAUGAACUUCCUGGUGUCUGCAGUCACUAAACUCCCACCGGUCAAAGUCACGCAGAAGAAGCAGUACAAGGAGACCAUGAUGGGUCAGUCGUCUCGAGCCUCGCGCUGGGCCGAUCCGGACCACUUCGCCCAGCGGCAGACCUGCAUGAACAAGUUCGCCAGCUGGUUUGGCGGCAUGCCCCUGGUGCACUCCCAAAUGAGACUGGACCCCGUGCUGUUCAAGGACCAGGUCUCCAUCCUGCGCAAGAAAUACAGGGAGAUCGAGCGGCUCUGACCAGACUGGCGCCCCCUGCUGGACGUUCAACAGGGGGCCGUAAGAGACUCUGAAAAGAGAGAGCUUCUCUUCAGCACACACGCAAAACACACACACAUCUGACGGACACCUCUGGAGGGAAGAUUUGGUUUUGGGGACGCCACAGAUGAUCUUUCCCAGCACACGAGCGACAGGAGGGAUGCAUCAUUGUGUUUAGCACUUCAUCUCCAUCCACCUCCAUUCAUACUAGUGUUAUUAAAAGUGCCCACUGUGAUCCAAACAAAACUCUUAAAGGGACCGUUCACCCAGAAAUGAUCAUUUAGGCACAGUUUAUUAUCCAUCAAAUAGUUCCAAACCAUUGACUUCCAAAGUGUUUGUUUUUCCUACUAUGGAAGUCAAUGGUUACAGGUUUUCAACAUUCUUCAAAAUAUUUUCUUUUUUUCUUCUUCAUCCAGAUCCAUUCAUACUAGUGUUAUUAAAAGUGCCCACUGUGAUCCAAACAACUCUUAAAGGGACAAUUCACCCAGAAAUGAUCAUUUAGUCACAGUCUAUUCUCCCUCAAAUGAUUCCAGACCUUUAUCAGUUUCUUUAGUCUGUUGAAAGCUGAAAACCAUUGACUUCCAUAGUAUUUGUUUUUCCUACAAUGGAGGUGAAUGGUUACAGGCUUUCAACAUUCUUCAAAGUAUCUUUUUUUCUUCUUCAUCCAGAUUUAUUCAUACUAGUCCUAUCAAUAGUUCACCACUGUAAUGCUAAAAUGAUACCAAGAUUCUAAAGUUAUAUGAAGAGUUCAGAUGCAAACAAAACUCUUAAAGAAACGGUUGCCCUAAACAAGUAUCAUUUAGUCAGUGUUUAUUCUCCCUCAAUUGAUUCCAGACCUUUGAGUUUCUUUAUUUUGUUGAAAGCUGAAACCCAUUGACUUUCAAAGUAGGAAUAACAAAAUACCAUGAAAGUCAAUGGUUAUAGGUUUCUAACAUUCUUCAAAAUAUCUUAUUUUUCUUUAUCAUCCAGAUCCAUUCAUACUAGUGGUAUUAAAAGUAUACAGAGAUUUCUAAAGUUAUAUAUGAAGAAUUGAGGUGCAAACAAAACUCUUAAAGGGACAGUUCACCCAAAAAUGAUCAUUUAGUCAGUGUUUAUUCUCCCUCAAAUGGUUACAGACCUUUAAGAGUUUCAUUAUUCUGUUGAAAGCUAAAAAACACUGAUUUCCAUAGCAGGAAAAACAAAUACUGUAGAAGUCAAUGGUUACAUGUUUCCAACAUUCUUCAAAAUAUCAUCUUUUUUUCUUCUUCAUCCAGAUCCUUUCAUACUAGUGUUAUCAAACAUGCCCACUGUGAUGUUGAAAUAAUACAGAGAUUUUAAAGUUAUAUGAAGAGUAUAGUUGUAAACAAAACUCUUAAAGAGACAGUUCAGCCAAAAAUGAUAAUUUGGUCACUGUUUAUUAGCCCUCAAAUGAUUCCAGACCUUUGAGUUUCAUUAUUCUGUUGAAAGCUGAAAACCAUUGACUUCCAAUUAAAGUAGGAAAAACAAAUACUAAAGAAGUCAAUGUUUACAGGUUUUCAACAUUCUUCAAAAUAUCUUCAAAUUUUCUUCAGAAAUGACUGUGAUUGCCUCCACUGAUCAUCAUCGUAUGUUAUAUGACCUCUGUGAAAGUCAUGUUUAUCCAUCAGCGGUCCACUCAUAUAUAGACAGAUCCUCUAAUAGAUGUGACUCUAAUUUCUCUAAUAUCUGUGUACACGACGAGAAAUGAUUAUUAGAGCCAAUCACAGUCAUAUCUGUUAAGUAUGUGAUCCUAAUAGCCAAUCAGUAUCAUGUAAAUGGAUAUUUCUCCCAAAUUUUACUGCCAAAUUUUCCCCCAUGUGGUUUUUAACAUUUGAGGUUCUUCCUUCUGUUGAACACGAAAGAAGAUAUUUUGAAGAAUGCUGGUUGCUGGCAUCCAUUGUUUUUAAUAGUAGGAAUAAAAUCACUAAGGAAGUCAAUGGCUAUCAGCAUUUUUCAAAACAUCAUCUUUUGUGUGCAACAGAAGAAGAAAGAACUGAAAUAAUUAGUGAACUAUGAGAGUUUUUGAGUAAAUAAUGACAGAAUGUUUAGUUUUGGCUGUACUGUCCCUUUAAGAAAAAUUUCAAUGCUGAAUUAUUGCAGUCGGCACUUUUUUAACCACUAAUCCAUCUUUACAUUUUGAGAUGUUUGUUUUUUGUGUUCAUUUCCAAGGCUUUAUAAAGAGUCUUUUCCAAUGCGUCUUAAUGAUCAAAGUUGAUUAGUAAACAAAAACGGCAUCAUUGGAAAUAACUCUCUUAUUAGUGCUGUAGCCACCAUUUUAACAC
Molecule: messenger RNA, 5341 nt
Organism: Danio aesculapii
Lineage: Eukaryota; Metazoa; Chordata; Actinopteri; Cypriniformes; Danionidae
Gene: ext1b
Product: exostosin glycosyltransferase 1b
Exons: 11
Coding region: 819-3044 (741 amino acids)
Cellular component (GO): membrane
Molecular function (GO): glycosyltransferase activity
Source: RefSeq, a predicted model, not a curated record